This is a messenger RNA of Tupaia belangeri chinensis (Chinese tree shrew), 827 nucleotides long. RefSeq names its product 7,8-dihydro-8-oxoguanine triphosphatase. Gene Ontology annotation, biological process: DNA protection. The record is from RefSeq and is a predicted model, not a curated record. NCBI's taxonomy places the organism in Eukaryota, Metazoa, Chordata, Mammalia, Scandentia, Tupaiidae. Gene Ontology annotation, cellular component: cytoplasm. The transcript has 4 exons. The coding region runs from base 167 to 670 and encodes 167 amino acids. Gene Ontology annotation, molecular function: 8-oxo-7,8-dihydroguanosine triphosphate pyrophosphatase activity.
AGGCGCGCGAGUAGUUGAACUGUCUCGCAGAGCGGAGUCUAGCGGGAGUGGGUGGCUGCCGCCUGUCCGGGACCCAGGACCUGGCACGGACCUCUGGAAACCGCAGCUGGAGGACCAGCAUCUGCUGAGCACCCGCUGUACGCGAGACAGACCUGCGCCCACGUGUAUGGCCUCGUUCCACCCUGGACCCAAGAGAACCAUGGGCACAUCCAGGCUCUAUACCCUGGUACUGGUACUGCAGCCUCAGCGAGUUCUUCUGGGCAUGAAGAAACGAGGCUUCGGGGCUGGCCGGUGGAAUGGCUUCGGAGGCAAAGUGCAAGAAGGAGAGACCAUAGAGGAUGGGGCCAAAAGGGAGCUGCAGGAGGAGAGUGGUCUGACGGUGGACACACUGCACAAGGUGGGCCAGCUAGUGUUUGAGUUCGUGGGUGACCCUGAGCUGAUGGACGUGCAUGUCUUCAGCACUGACUGUGUCCAGGGGAUACCCGUGGAGAGUGAUGAAAUGCGCCCUCAGUGGUUCCAGCUGGACAGAAUCCCUUUUGGUGAUAUGUGGCCCGAUGACAGCUACUGGUUUCCACUCCUGUUGCAGAAGAAGAAAUUCCAUGGGUACUUCAAGUUCCAGGGUCAGGACACCAUCCUGGACUACACACUGCGCGAGGUGGACAAAGUCUAGCAGUAGGUCUUGUUGGCCCUCCCGUGGGAAAGCUGACUGUUAAACAGCCACUAACUGCUGACCUAACUGGGCUCACUGAGCUGUGAGUGAGGGCUUUUUUUCACUGUAUUUGGAACAUAAUUGAAUGGAAAAGAAAAUAAAGGUCUUUCCCUUUAAA